This is a messenger RNA of Vidua chalybeata, 786 nucleotides long. RefSeq names its product translation initiation factor IF-2-like. The record is from RefSeq and is a predicted model, not a curated record. Lineage: Eukaryota; Metazoa; Chordata; Aves; Passeriformes; Viduidae. Bases 1 to 786 code for a protein of 261 amino acids. The transcript has 2 exons.
AUGCCCCUCGGCGGCGGCCUUCCGGCUGCUGUGAAUAUGUAUCAGAAUGUUAAUGACGAGCCGCUGCUAAAUUUGGUCAAAGGAGUCACUUCGGCAGAGCGUGCUGUGGGAGCGGCGGGGAGCAGCGAUCGGGCUGGACCGGGCUGGGCAGGACACGGCUGGGCUGGGCCGGACCACGCUGCGCUGACGAGCCGAGUACGGGGCUCCGCUCCGCGCGUCGCCGCCGGCACCACCGCCACUUCCCGGAGUUUCGAAAGGCGGUCGAGCAGCACUAGCGGGGGAGAUGCGGUGCGGGCGGUAGCAGCGAAGACCGGACCGCCGCACAAAAGGGCACCGCACCGCACGCACCCCCGCCGCAGCAGCGGAGCAGCCGCCCGACCGCCGCAGCCACCGUCCCCGCCGGGGCUCCGCGGCCCGCUCCGCCCGGCGCCGGGAGAGCCGCCGGCAGCACCAGUAAAAGUUUUCAGGAAGGGAGGAAAACUGCCGGCGGGGGGAAUCUCCGGUGGAGCGCGCGCCGGCGGAGGGGCUUUCCCCGCCCUCCUCCACCUCGCCCUCCGCCGCACGGGGCUCGCAGCCCGCCGGAGCCCGUGGAGAGGCGGCGGCGCUCGGGAGAACCGGCCGGCGUCGCCCGCUGACCGCCCCCGGGGGAUGUGGCAGCGGCCCCCGAGCGUCGCGGACGCCGCCGCCGUCGCGCCUCGCUGCUGCCGGCGGUGCCCCGCCAGCCCCGGGGCGGCGGGGCCGGGGCGUCCCUGCCCGCCGUCUCCGCCGCCGCGCCUGCAGCCCUGA